Acinonyx jubatus (cheetah) is the source of this 10568-nucleotide messenger RNA. RefSeq names its product nuclear receptor coactivator 7 (gene NCOA7). The coding region runs from base 5786 to 8617 and encodes 943 amino acids. NCBI's taxonomy places the organism in Eukaryota, Metazoa, Chordata, Mammalia, Carnivora, Felidae. The record is from RefSeq and is a predicted model, not a curated record. Gene Ontology annotation, cellular component: nucleus. The transcript is spliced from 16 exons. Gene Ontology annotation, biological process: response to oxidative stress; regulation of transcription by RNA polymerase II.
GAUUUUAGCAUAGGUCUGAUAAUAUUAAAGUGAGUUCCAGAAGUAAUCAAGGACAAACUUUUGUUCCCAUGUCACCUGUUUUGUUUUUGUUUUUUAAAUGCUCUUUCGUGCCUGCCACGUUUAGAUUCAUUUUAGGGAUCAUCUAGGGUGAUUUUGCAGUGCUGGAGCAAUAGGAAGGGGGUGUCCCCAGAAACCACUUAUGUGGGUGAUGCUGGCAUCAGAGUUUUCCCCAUUCUUGUGAAAGACAAUCAUAUGCUUGUAGUGGACACUAAAUAAAUAAUGAUUGAUGGUGAGAAAGAGGAAGUUUUUUCUGUGUAUGAGAAGUGAGAAUGGCAGAGUAAACUGUGUUCUGUUUUCAUUGCCUCUCAUAACUUUAUACGUGACCUUCUGCCUAUUUUUCCCCUCUAAUCUGUCUUUGUGCAUGUGGAAAACUGUUCAAAACUGAAUUCUUAUAUUAUUAUGAGUAUUAACGGAGGAGUUCAUGUAAUACAUUAAAAACCUCUGGUAAAAUUUUUAUAGAAUCAUAAUUUUUAGCUCUAAAAAGGACCUACAAUUUUAGUCUCUAGAAAAAAAAGGACUUUUAUAACAAAAUCAAUAAAGAAAUGUUAUUUUAAAAAGGUGAAAAUUCCAUUUUCUGAUUCUGAUUCCUUGCUUUUACUGGUUUUUAGUGGAAAAAUAAUUGGAUAGUCAGAGGACUGCAUUUCCAAACAACAGAAGAAUGGUCGGCUGUUAAAUAUUUCUGGCAUAUUCACAGUUAUGACAUUAUUUCAGAUCUUAAGACUAAAGAGGUAAUUCAUUUAGUUUAGUGGAUCAAGGGAAUAUGCUCUCUAGUUAGCUCUUUAAAAAUCUCAUUCAGUGCAGUAAAUAUUUAUUGAAUGCAUUGGCAUAGUCACUGCAGUGCAUUCAUUAAUGAAUAAUAAUAACUAGCCUGCAUACAGUUCAAGAUUUACAUCCUAAAAGACAAUUGGCCAAAAAGUUGGUGUUCACACUCUUGUUCUUUUUAGCGGUGGGUGAAUUCAAGAAGAACUAGGCAGUUGAUGUGAAAAUUCUGUGUGGUGAUCUACCCUCGCAUUAGAGGCCAUUAUUAGUGCUUUUGACUUUGGCAUCAGGUAAAGCUGAUUAUUCUGGCUCUCACUCAUAUGGCUAUUUGACCUUGAAUAAGUUCUUUAACCCUUCUAAACUUCAGAUUCUUUAUCUGAAAAGGAUUACGAAUAUUAACUCCUCAUAUAGUCAUAAAGAUUAAACGCUGUGUGUAACAGCAUUCAGCAAACCCUUGGUGCAUGUGGUUAAGGUUCAGUAAACAGUGAACUGUUGCUGAUUGCUGUCAGCUUUGUAUUCACGAGAGCUGUCUAGCUUGACUUAGUUUACUAUGGGAUUUUUCUGUUUGGGGCAAAUUUGAAUAUAGCUCUUCAGGUGAUGUUGAAGGUAGGUAUAAUUUUCCUGAAUACUUGAAUGUUUGGGUUCGCUGAAUAUAAUUUUCUGUUCCCACUGGACACUAGAUUCUAUAGACACCUUUUGGACCCAUUUAAUCUGUAAACAGCCCUUUACAGAUGAAGAAGCUGAGGGCCAGAGAAAUGGAGUAACUUGCCCCCAAUUACAGACUUUGGAGAUCCUGGAGUCUGAAUAUUAACCAGGCCUGUCCUGUUUCGGAGGUGCUGUGGCGCCUUAAUAACAUAGGUCAAAGAGGUCAGAUGAAGCACAGAGCGUCUUGAAGACAGAUAACUUCUUGUGUGUGGAGUUUAUACAAUCUCAGCUUUGAAGGAACUUUUGAAAUUAAAAAAAUUUAGUUAAAAAAGUUUUAAAUGUUAGUUUACCCACAGAGUGUGAUUUUCUGCUGUAACAGGUAGUUCUCGAUGAGUGCCGUAUCCCCUGCAGGGCACACUUGGUUCCCCAUGGUUAUCAGAAUGGGGGGCACUACGGGCAUUUACUUGGGGGGCGGUAGAGGUGCCAAAUGCCCUGUAAUGAGUGGGACGGUUCUAGACAACAAGCGGUUGUCCCUUACACUCAGGAAUUUUGUAUCUUCUGUAGGACCUAUGUGAAUAUUUAUUGGGACAUUCUAAAGAAAAGAGUUCUAAAUUACUAUGUUUGCAAAUACCCAGUUAUUGGGGGUGAUUAGGUGGCUCAAUCGGUUAAGCAUCCCACUUCGGCUCAGGUCAUGAUCUCAUGGUUCCUGGGUUCAACCCUGCAUGGGCUCUCUGCUCUCAGCAAGGAGACUGCUUGGGAUCCUCUGUCUCCCUCUCUCUCUCUGCCCCCCUCUCUCUCUCUGCCCCUCCCUGACUCGUGCACUUACUCACUCUUUUUCUCUCCCCCCCCUCCAAAAUAAGUGAAUAUUCAGGAAAAAAAAAAGAAAGAAAGAAAUACCCAGUUAUUAUUUAUGGCACUAGUUUUUAUUUUAAUGUUCUAUGCAUUACACCCCAGCCCCAUUAUCCACCCCUUCUUAUCCCCCUCACCUCUGCUUUUCAUUUUCCUAUUUUCGUUUGUAAUGAAAUUGUUUCUGAUCCCAUUUCUCCUAUAGCUAAAUUUGCCCUAUAGAAGUAGGUGCAAGCAUCUGAGUAUUUCAUUAUGUCUUUUAGUGAACUUGUGGCUGAGAAUUUACUUACUGAAAUACUUGUUAUAAGUCACUUUCCUUUGGGCAUUUUAUUGAUUUCAUACAAUUAACUGUGUACCUAGGUUAUAUUAGCUAUGAACUUCAUUUCAGUGUUAUAAGGGGCAUAUUAUAAAAUACACAUUUAUUUAGAUGAAGGGUGUUGAUUUGAUAAGAUUGAGAGCUGCUGGUCUGCAGCGAUCUCUUGAAGCGGUUGUUCACCUUGUGCUUAGUCACGUUUGGAGAUUAGGAAGCCAACCUGUCUGGAGGCGGCUCUUUGCAUCUGUCUGUGAGACAGUUCUUCCUUAUGUUAAGCCAAGACCCCUCUCCCUCCGUAUCUUAUGCUUGGUCCUAGGUAUUCCUAUUCCCCUUGAAGAUCUAUUGGUACAAGCCUAAAUCUGAGACCAGAUAAGAUCUUUCAGAUGUUUGAGGUAGCUGUCAAGUUCAUCCCAACUCUUUUCAGGCUAAACCUGAUGAGCUCCCUUGACUAUUAAUCUUAAAACUUAGUUUUACAUCACUUAACCAUCCUGUUUCCUCCACUUUCCUGGUAUUUCUCCUAUAGUGUAAGACCUAGAGUUAAAUGCAGUCAUUUUAAUAUAUUCUAAUCCUCAAGAAGGGUGGCACAGACCAUCAUAAUCUUUUUUAUUCUGGGCUGAUUAAGUGGGAUUGUUCUGUUUGCUUUGAAGGGAAGGGCAGUAGAAUCACACUGCUGGGUGUAUGGAGCUUAUUAUCACCUAAAAGUGCAGAUCAUAUUCACUUGUGCUAAUGCUAAACUCUGUCUCUUUCAUUCCUUAGUUCUUUACCCAUAUGUGAAACCUCAGGUUCAUAUGGGGUAAAUUCUACCUUCUUACAGACUGUUGAGGUCUGUCUGAAUCCAAAUACUAUUAUCUGAGGUGGUAUUUACCCCUCUUCCAAAAGUUUAACGAGGAGGCCCCUAUUUUCAUCCAAGUCAGUGGUAAAUUUACUGAUGAGGAUGGAGGCUAAGAACAAAUACUGCAUUAAGCUAUUAGCAUCCUCCCUCCAGGCUGAAGUUAGAGGUCAGCUCCCUGCUCUGGGCUGGUCAGCACAUAGCUCUUGGCACAGUGGUUCAGUGCUUUCCUUUAUGGGUCUAAUCAUAGAAGCAUCCACCCAUGUCCAGCCCACAUUUCUCCAUCUUAUCGAUAAGCGGAUCAAAAGAAACUUAUCAAAUGCCUUUAAGUAGUUACACUGUGUUUACCUCAUUUCCUUAAUGUAUGAGAACAGUAUCUGUGUCCAAGAGGGAAAUUAGGUCAGUGUAAUUUGAAUAAGCCAUCAUUCCUCCCCUCCACUGGAUCUGUACUCCAGCCAUCCCAGACCACUCAGGAUUCCCUGAUCAUCAUACAUUCUCUGAUGACAGCUUGCACAUCCUCAGUCUGCCUAAUGAGCCCAACCUCUCUUCUGCAUGCAUCAUUGGGGAAGCUCUUAGCAGAGUUAGUUGCUUUAGUUGCUUCCCCUCCGUGCUCUGCCCAUAUCAGAGGACUUGCCAUUUGUCUUACGAGCCAGUGGGUUUUGGUUGCCUGUUCCACCUGAACUUCCUGGCCCAUGAAUGCUGUCUUCAUCAUGUGUCUCCAGUAGGGUACUUGGUCCAAGGUACAGGCUUCAGAAAGGGGUCUGCUCAUUUGUUGUUGUUCUGCUGAAUCAUUGGUUUUCUGUAAAUAUUCUGUAUCCCAGGUUUCACUGCCUCCUGUUCCAAGUCCUGGCUAACCUGCCUGUAGUGAUCAUUUCUAAUGUUUUGCUGGGAAUCUAUGCAAUGGUGUGCAGUGUGUAAUUUGCACAAUCCCUUUGCUUACUUUUGUUGAAAAUUAAAAUGUAUUUGCCCAACAAUUUGUAUGUAAGUGUUGGAUCACAGGGAUCUACUCCCAAAGCCAAGACUACACUGUAUGUUAGCUAACUUGACAAUAAAUUAUAUGAAAAAAAUAAAAAAUAAAAAAAAUUUGUAUCAGUGUCUAAAAUAAAAAAAUUUAAAAAAAAAUGUAUUUGUGCACUGUUAUGCUGCUGGCACUCUUCACACCUUUGACAAUCCCUGACCUUGCCAGUGACUUUUUAGAAAUCUCAUUUGUACAUUCUCUUAGAUGGAACGUACAGAAUGAUCUAGCUAGCCUAGAGAUGGGUCUUCAUUUAAAGUAUCUAGGAGCUUUGAUAAAAUCUCUCUACUUUGCUCCUUUUAUAAACUCUACACACAGCAUGAGGCUUGAUCUCAGGACCCCAAGAUCAAGAGUUGCAUGCUGUACUGACUGGCCCAGCCAGGCACCCCUCUCCCUACUUCUCUUCAAUGAAACUCACAUUUGUUUAAUUCUUUAUGGCUCUAAUUUCAGUUCCCUAGGCAAAGAGUAAUGGAAUAAGAGCUGAUGAGUUCUCCAUUUAUUUUGCCAUCUGUUGGCUUUGUCCCAUUUUUCCAAGUAGCAGACCAUUGGCCUGUCCUUGAUCAUCACCUUGAUUCAGGCAUGACUUUUUUGCUUUGGGUUGCUGUUAGGUUCUGUUUUCUAUUGUUUUGGUUUUCUGACACACAUUUGUUUACUUGGGGGUGUUAUCUCCUUGCUGCUCCCCUUACAUGUUUGUGGCACCCUUUUGUACCUAUUUCUACGUCUUCCCAGGUUUUUUGUUAAAGAGAGUAUUCAAAUCUGACCUUGGUUAAUGCUGAAAUUUGAACAUCCUUCCUUUGUUUAGAUGUGUAGCUUUGAGAACGACUGAACACCUACUCUAUUUCUGUAGAAGUGUAAGCAUUUUCUGGAAGGAAGUAUCUGCAUUAGAAAGGUUCAGUUUAGUCUGUUCCUUAAGUGGCCAACUUAGCGUGACCAAGCCUCAAAGCAUGUUCUAGCCAGUAUUUCAUUUGUAUAAUAGGAAACAUGUUGUUGGGAAAACAGUUUAUGGCCAUGAUAGGUACACUGGUGUUUUUCUAGUCUGGGCUGGUUAUACUUGAAUGUGCAAGGGGCUGCAAGCUAUCAGAUGCAAAGUCAGAAAGCCACCCUGGGCUGUGUGGGUCCACACGGGUUUAUUGUGCUUAGGGAGUCUCCUGUAGCUCUGUGCUUAAAUUCUUUCUGAGUGGUGCCACGGUCUCAAACAGGGAGCACUUUGCUGGUAAUACAGUAAAUAUUCUGUCUUCAACGCAGUUCUUACGAGGGUUAUGACUCACUGAUUAAAAAGAAGGACUUUUCCAAAUACUUUGCAUUUUGAUUGUAUAUUAUGGAUACCAAGGAAGAGAAGAAGGAACGAAAACAAAGUUAUUUUGCUCGAUUGAAAAAGAAAAAACAGGCCAAACAAAAUGCAGAGACAGCCUCAGCUAUUGCCACAAGGACCCACACUGGAAAAGAGGAUGCGAAAGCAGUCAUUUUAGAACAAGACAAAUGCAACAUUGCUGUGGAAGAGGAAUAUAUUACUGAUGAGAAAAAAAAGAGAAAAAAUAAUCAGUUAAAGGAGAUCAGGCGUACAGAACUGAAGAGAUAUUAUAGUACUGAUGACAAUCAAAACAAAACACAUGAUAAAAAAGAGAAGAAGAUGGUGGUUCAGAAGCCCCACGGUACUAUGGAAUACACUGCUGGAAGCCAGGACACCCUAAACUCCAUAGCCCUGAAGUUUAACAUCACUCCCAAUAAAUUAGUGGAACUGAAUAAACUUUUCACACAUACUAUUGUUCCAGGCCAGGUCCUUUUCGUGCCAGAUGCUAACUUUCCUUCCAGUACCUUAAGAUUAUCAUCAUCCAGUCCUGGUGCUACUGUGUCUCCUUCAUCAUCAGAUGCAGAAUAUGAUAAACUGCCUGAUGCUGACUUAGCAAGAAAGGCCUUAAAACCCAUUGAAAGAGUCUUAUCAUCCACUUCUGAAGAAGAUGAGCCAGGCGUGGUAAAAUUUCUAAAAAUGAAUUGUCGAUACUUCACUGAUGGAAAGGGUGUGGUCGGAGGCGUCAUGAUUGUUACUCCAAACAACAUCAUGUUUGACCCUCACAAGUCUGAUCCCCUGGUCAUUGAAAAUGGUUGUGAGGAGUAUGGCCUCAUUUGCCCCAUGGAAGAGGUGGUUUCCAUUGCCCUCUACAACGACAUUUCCCACAUGAAGAUCAAAGAUGCCUUGCCAUCUGACCUACCUCAGGAUCUUUGUCCUCUGUACAGGCCUGGAGAAUGGGAAGACCUGGCUUCAGAAAAAGAUAUCAACCCAUUCAGUAAGUUCAAAUCUCUCAACAAGGAAAAACGGCAGCAGAAUGGAGAGAGAACCAUCACUUCAGAUUCCAAAUCAACAAGACCUCUGGAGAAGUCAACAGAAUACACACACAUAAAACCCUCAGAUAGCUCUGUGUCAGGAAAACUAAAGACCCUGGAAUCUUCCACAGAGGCAACCAGUGGAUCUACCACAAUGACUAGGGUCAGCAAGGAACCUUCUGACACUUGUGCUGCAUUUGAAUCUAUAGCCAAAGAAAAUUCCCUUUUAGGGGAAGAUGAUGACUUUGUUGACUUGGAAGAACUUUCUUCUCAAACUGAUAGUGGAAUGGACAAAAGAGACACCUCAAAGGAGUGCCUUACUCUUGAUCCAGAAGAGCUAAGGAAGGCUAAGUCACAAAUAAUCAGUUCUACUACAAAAAUGCAGGUGCAGUCAGCCCUGAGCUUUUCCGGAACAGAUAGUGAUGCUGAGCUGAAGGGGGCCCUAGAUUUAGAAACCUGUGAGAAGCAAGAUAUAAUGCCAGAGGUGGACAAGCAGUCUGGUUCCCCAGAAAGCCAGGUGGAAAACACACUGAACAUACAUGAAGAUCUAGAUAAAGUUAAACUCAUUGAAUAUUACCUUAAUAAGAACAAAGAAGGGUCGCAGUUCUCUGAAAACUUGCAGAAGGCAGAACUAAGUGAUGGCAAAAGUAUUGAGCCAGUGGGAAUAGAUAUCACCCUUAGUAGUUCUCUUCCCCAGGUAGGUGGUCCCCCAACUGAGGACAGUAAGGAGCCAGAUAAAACCUGGAUGAAAGAGAGAGUGUCCCUCCCACUGCAACUGGCGUCUUCCACAGAAGAAAAUAUGAAUAAAGAGUCUCUAGACAUCUCUUCAGAAUCUACUCUGGACAACAGCUGCCAAGGCGCACAAAUGGAUAAUAAGUCCGAAAUUCAGUUGUGGCUGUUAAAGAGAAUUCAGGUACCCAUUGAAGAUAUACUUCCUUCAAAAGAAGAGAAAAGCAAGACCCCACCCAUGUUUCUGUGCAUUAAAGUAGGAAAACCAAUGAGAAAAUCCUUUGCCACUCACACUGCAGCCAUGGUCCAGCAGUAUGGCAAACGAAGAAAGCAGCCAGAGUACUGGUUUGCUGUUCCUCGGGAGAGGGUGGAUCAUUUGUACACGUUCUUUGUUCAGUGGUCUCCUGACGUCUAUGGGAAAGAUGCCAAAGAGCAAGGCUUUGUGGUCGUGGAAAAGGAAGAACUGAAUAUGAUCGACAACUUCUUCAGUGAGCCAACCACCAAGAGCUGGGAGAUCAUCACCGUUGAGGAGGCAAAGCGCAGGAAGAGCACCUGCAGCUACUAUGAAGAGGACGAUGAAGUGGCCCUACCAGUCCUGCAGCCCCAUAGCGCGCUCCUGGAGAACAUGCACAUCGAGCAGCUGGCCCGACGCCUUCCAGCAAGGGUACAAGGGUAUCCAUGGAGACUUGCAUAUAGCACAUUAGAGCAUGGGACCAGUUUGAAAACUCUUUAUCGGAAGUCAGCAUCGCUAGAUAGUCCUGUCCUGUUGGUCAUCAAAGAUAUGGAUAAUCAGAUUUUUGGAGCAUAUGCAACUCAUCCUUUCAAGUUCAGUGACCACUAUUACGGCACAGGCGAAACUUUUCUCUACACAUUUAGCCCCAAUUUCAAGGUCUUUAAGUGGAGCGGAGAAAACUCAUACUUUAUUAACGGAGACAUAAGUUCUUUGGAACUUGGUGGUGGAGGGGGACGAUUUGGUUUAUGGCUAGAUGCUGAUUUAUACCAUGGACGAAGCAACUCCUGCAGCACUUUCAAUAAUGAUAUUCUUUCCAAAAAGGAAGACUUCAUAGUUCAAGACCUCGAGGUAUGGACAUUCGAGUGAAAUUCAGACUGCCUUAAAAUACCACAUUAAAAAGAUUGGGUUCCGUCAGCCCUCCUAAAGCUGGCUGGAAGACCUAGCCACAGCCCAGACUGCUUCAUCCCACCAUAAUGCUUUCUUUCUGCCAUCAUCUCAGAGCAUGGUCACAUUGCAGAGAGUUUCUGAAAGGUCCAUGUGGAGGGCAGACAACAAAGAAAGAAUUUUGAAGUCCGGAUUGUUGAAAGACUUUAUGCUCCCACUUCCUUCAAAUCCAUGCAGUGAGGAAUCAAAAUAUUUAUAGAUGUAUGAGUUGAAUGCUAUUUUUAUUUUUGGUAACUGUGAAAAAAAAAGAUACUGUGGAAAUAUAUACAUGCCUUGUGUAUUUAUCAACAUAAUUUUCAUUACCAAAAUGUACAGCAUACUAUUGUUUGCCAUGGAAAAGCUUAGUUUCACUUAGAAAAAUUGGAAGUGCUCAGCACUGAAAGGGAAUAUAUGAUUUUUUUAAUUGUCUUAUUUAUUAUUUCUAGAAUAUUGUCUAAAAUGUGUUGGCAGUUUUUCUUUUAAUGUGUCAAAUCUUGAAAUAAAGAAAUGUAUACAUUUUGUGCUGUUUUGGCAACAAACCCAUUUGAUUUAUAUAGUUUUAUAUUGAAUUUUCUUUUGCCCUGAUUGUUUAGGGUGAUAGGUCUUAAGCAGCAUAUUCUGAAUUUUUAAAAACUCAUUACCAAUGUUUAUUGAUUUGACUAUUGUAGGCCAUCUUUCCAUUUAGCCAUUAAAAAGAUACAUUUUUACUUACUCUGAACAUAAUUGUUGUAAAGAAGAAGCCAUUUCUCACAGUUGUAAAUUGAUAUUUACAGAAAUGGAUACCUUUCUGAAUCUAGACUUAGAACAAACCCUGCUUUGAACAGAAAGUGUUUUGCUUCUUAUAAUAUCAUGUGUGUUAAUAACAAAAACUUUAUUUUCAUAGUGUUUUGUGCAUAAUUUCCCCCAAGUUCUUAAAUUAAUGAACAGGCCUCUGUUUUCAAAGAGACUGAAUGUUUUCAUUUCUGCAUAUUUUAUACCAAAUGAAAAAUGUCAAAUUAGCCCAAUUGUCUUGGUUUCUAGACUCUUUCAUUUGAGAAAAAGCAAUGCAAAGAAAUGCAUUCAUACAAAAAUUGGAAUAAAAAGUAAAAACUAUUUCUAACAUUAACCCAUUUUCACAUCAUAAAAUAUUCUUUGUUAAAAAUGCUAAUAAAGCCUUGGUAAAAACUAAACAAUAUUACUGAUUGCCAAACUUUUAUGAAAGCCAAAGACUGCUAAUGGAAAAAAAUUCUAAAUAAUAGACAAAGCUGAGAAGUGGUCUGUCAUAAAUUACACCUCCUGUGAUCUUUGAAAGGGAACAUAAAUAACAAGUAGUAUUUAUAUACCUGCAUUUAAAAAAAUGAAACCAUCUUUAGAAUGUAGCCUUAAGCUGGCAUAAUAUUUCCUAAUUUUGAUUAUUCUCUUAUUAGAAUAUUUACAAAAGAGAACAAAUGCCAAGUGGCCUCCUGUCAGAUCAGCAAUUAUUUUACCCUACUCACAUUCCAUGCAAGUUGAAAUGAAUUCUAUUAAAUCUUAAAUAUAUAGCCUGGUGUGCUUUCACCCAGGUUCUCUUAUUGACAACUCUUGAUUAACAACAUAUUGACAGUUUAACCUUAAUCUGCUCGUUAAAUGGUGUGUUGGUGUGAGAUAUCAGGAAUGUCUCAUGAUGAUCAAGUUUACCAUUUAUGCCAUUUGCAACCAUAUGCUAUUAAUGAACAAAAUGGUCUUUUUGCAUAUAGUUCACUCCUACCUAGUUUAGUCCAUGAUAUUAUACUUGUGAGAGCAUAUCCAGAUGCUGUGUUCUCUAUUUAAAACAGUAUUGUCCAAUCAGAAAUGUGUGGCCCUUCAUUUAUGGAUAUUGAGUAUAUGUAAUGCAGUGCUAGCCCAAUAUUUUCAAUAAAGGAAUUUAUGCAUCCAG